This is a messenger RNA of Necator americanus (New World hookworm), 717 nucleotides long. RefSeq lists its product as uncharacterized. The record is from RefSeq and is a predicted model, not a curated record. The transcript is spliced from 3 exons. NCBI's taxonomy places the organism in Eukaryota, Metazoa, Nematoda, Chromadorea, Rhabditida, Ancylostomatidae. Bases 1 to 717 code for a protein of 238 amino acids.
AUGACUCAACGAAAAACUGCGGCAGCUCGAACACUAGCAGGAUGUACAACACUUCUAAAAGCGCUAACUGGAGUAAGAGAAGGGGGCAGUGACAGAAUCCUUCCCGUUCUACUGCGUCAUCUACGACAUCAUGCGAAAACAGUAGAUCAAUGUCUUGGCGAUACCAUCCUAACGCCAUCAAGGUGCCCUUUGACCUAUCUCGAGAACGCCGACGAUGUUGUUAUAUUCGCGGAGAGCAGUGCGAAACAUCAACAAAUUGUCAACCUUGCACCGAAAGUAGCUGCAGUCUAUGGGCUACGUCUACGUCUUGAUAAAUAUCUUUGCGCGGAACUAGAUGUGGUGUACCGACCGAGAGCAACUGGAAAGUAUCAACAUCUGACACGACCGUCGAAAUUAGCUGCAGAAAAUCAUCUUCGCUUCUUCGGUCACAUUACAAGUGCACCAGCGGACCCCCUUAUUCAACCUGCUCUGCGGAUUCUCUCGGAUUCGGGAUGGAAGAGGCCGCCUGGCCGAAACCGGACGUUCCAGAGUGAGGUGAUGAAAGAGGGCCUGAGGACACCCAGUGUGGAGGGGCAGUUCAGGAGAGACCUCUCGCUGAAGAUCGAGAAGAUUAGGCAGAGCUUUGAUCAAGGACGGCACACCUCGGCGAAGAUGCGGGUAAUCGCGUCAGGCGAUGACAUCAGCCCACCAAUUAAGUCAAAUAAGUCAUACGCCUAG